Molecule: messenger RNA, 1269 nt
Organism: Serendipita indica DSM 11827
Lineage: Eukaryota; Fungi; Basidiomycota; Agaricomycetes; Sebacinales; Serendipitaceae
Source: the annotation of a GenBank genome assembly
AUGUAUACGGAUGAGGUUUGCAAAAGGCUUCCAUACGCAUUCGUCUGGUCGCUCUAUCACCCUCUCCUCGACACGUCAAUCACCCGGAAUACGACGAAUGAUAAAACCACGUUCAGCAUCACACUUUCUGACGGCGCUCGCUACGACAACCUUAAGCUCGGGUUUACUGGCUCAGUGCCUGGACGACAAACCACGAUCUUCUUCAAGCCGGAUGACUCUUGCACGGUGAUCAAGGAGCAAUACAUCGAUAGCGAUCGGCGAUUUUUUGAAGGAUCCAUCUUGAAAAUUAUCCACGCUAGUGGCGAUUUUCCUGGAUUCGUGCGGCUCAAGUGGUCAGAGUAUGUGAAGAAUGGGGGCCAAAGGCUUGCUGUCUCGAAGAGGAGCACAACUCGCUUCAAAACGCGACUGGUGAUGCAGGAUAAGGGUACUCCUCUCGACUCGGUGAAAACCGUCCGAGAGCUACUCAUGAUCCUUUAUGAUGUCUUAGAGGUGACACGCAUUCUGCACCGAACUUGGCACAUCAUUCAUCGAGAUAUCAGCCCAGGGAACAUCCUGGUCACUGACAGUGCGCGCUCAUUUCCCAACACAUCUCAGACAAGUGAUCUGUCGUUCUCGGAGAGCAUCAUCAAACCUGGGUCGGAACCCACUCGGACACGCUUAUUGCUGGCCGAUUUUGAGUUUGCUGAGGACAAAAGGUAUGAGGAGGGGGUGCCCAUAUUCAUGGCAUGUAUGCUUCGUAGCAAGAUCUACCCUGCUGGCAAACAUGACCUGCCUCCUAUUCCGGCCAUCCAUUCCGGCCUAUAUCAGCACUAUAAACAAAGGUAUCCGGAGCGCAUGAAAUGGUUUGGUCAAAAUAAUACAGAGCAGGAAGUCAAGAUUCCCAAAGGAUCGACGUUGUCCGACUCCAAAUUCGAACACCAUCUCCGAUAUGAUGCCGAAUCUGUCUUUUGGGUACUUACUUGGUGGCUCAUACGCGCCAAACCCCAAGACGAUAAACGCUCUCCUCACAUCCCACACCCGUAUUGGGACAAUCUGACAUCCGAAGAAGACUCGCGUCAUGAUUAUUUUAUUUCUAGGAGUCAAAUUAACUCGGAUUCAUUUCAUCCCGCAUACAAAGCUCUUUACGACCUCUGGGAUGACAUGCGGGAACAUCUGGUGGCCGACUUUGAUCACUCAAAGGACGAGAUGAAAAAGCAUCCAGAAUACCUGCACGAAGUCUUUCAAAGGCUCAUCCUCAACUUUUUGCACUAUAAAACCGAAAGAAAAUGA